Molecule: messenger RNA, 9603 nt
Organism: Salmo salar (Atlantic salmon)
Lineage: Eukaryota; Metazoa; Chordata; Actinopteri; Salmoniformes; Salmonidae
Source: RefSeq, a predicted model, not a curated record
AAUAACAAAAUAAUGUUAAAUCUUGGACGCUGUCUCAAUUGGAAGGAGCUUUUGAAAAAUACUUCAAAAAAUACAUCAAUAAUGCUAAUCUUUUCCACCACUUUUUACUAUAAAUAGACAGUAUAUUUUCUGAUACAACUUUAAGAUAAAAAAACAAAAACAUCUACAAUAAAUCAGGGUACUCUCGAACAGUUUAUUCUUGACGAUCAGUCCUUUGCGCAGAUCUACAAGAGUGGCGCAAUUUGUAACCCCACUAAAUCCGGUUAAGGUUUCAGGACAGUUUAGGAUGACUUCAGUGAUCUCUACGGGCGAUAUCAGGAAAUGCAACAGGUGAAAAACGAUUCAUUCUCGCAAUGCGCUGUCGUCGUUCCCCCUAACACGCAGGCUAACCAAGGAAGGUGCACUUCUGGAAGAGAACUGCCUGCAUUUGGGAAGUUCGAGGAAAGGAGAAAUAAGAAUUAUUCUCACGAAACAGAAAACCUGCUGCCAGACGCCAUGGUCGACAACUUGAGUAACUCCAAUGUAAAGGUCGCUGUUCGCCUCCGACCAAUGAACAGAAGAGAAAAGGACCUGAAGACUAAAUGUGUGGUGGAGAUGAACGGGAACCAGACAGUGUUGAAUCCAGCUAGUCAGAACCUGAGCAAGGGAGACCCCAGGAAUCAGCCUAAGGUCUUUGCUUAUGACCACUGUUUCUGGUCCAUGGAUGAGGCCGACACAGACAAGUUUGCAGGUCAAGAUGUCGUGUUCCAGUGCCUUGGAGAAAGUCUUCUGGACAAUGCCUUCUUGGGCUAUAACGCCUGUAUCUUCGCUUAUGGACAGACAGGCUCUGGGAAGUCGUACACCAUGAUGGGUUCGUCAGAGCAGCCAGGUCUGAUCCCGCGGCUGUGCAGCUCUCUGUUUGACCGAACCCUACUGGAACAGAGGGAGGGAGAGAGCUUCACUGUCGAGGUCUCCUUUAUGGAGAUCUACAACGAGAAGGUUCGGGAUCUACUGGAUCCCAAAGGAAGUCGUCAGGCCCUGCGAGUGAGAGAACACAAGGUGUUCGGGCCUUACGUUGAUGGUCUGUCCCGUCUGGCUGUAGCCUGCUAUAAGGACAUAGAGUGUCUGAUGUCAGAAGGUAACAAGUCUCGUACAGUAGCAGCCACCAAUAUGAACGAGGAGAGCAGCAGGUCCCACGCCGUCUUCAACAUCAUCCUCACACACACAGUCACGGACCUGGGUUCUGGGACGAGUGGUGAGAAGGUCAGUAAGCUGAGUCUGGUGGAUCUGGCCGGCAGUGAGAGAGCUGCUAAGACUGGAGCUACUGGAGAGAGAAUGAAGGAAGGAAGCAACAUCAACAAGUCUCUAAGCACACUGGGCUUGGUGAUCUCAGCGCUGGCAGACCAAGGAGCAGGGAAGAACAAGACCAAGUUUGUUCCCUACAGAGACUCAGUUCUGACCUGGCUACUCAAGGACAGUCUGGGUGGUAACAGCAGGACAGCCAUGGUGGCCACGGUGAGUCCAGCAGCUGAUAACUAUGACGAGACGUUGUCCACGCUGCGCUAUGCUGACCGGGCUAAGAGCAUCGUCAACCACGCCGUCGUCAAUGAAGACCCCAACGCACGCAUCAUCAGAGAGCUACGGGAGGAGGUGGAAAAACUACGAGACCAGCUCACUGAGGCUGAGUCCAUGAAGGCUCCAGAUCUGAAGGACAGGCUGGAGGAAUCGGAGAAGCUGAUCCAGGAGAUGACUGUUAGCUGGGAGCAGAAACUAUGCAAGACCGAGGCAGUCGCUCAGGAGAGACAGAAACAGUUGGAGUCUCUAGGUAUCUCUCUCCAGUCGUCUGGCAUCAGAGUGGUAGAUGACAAGUGUUUCCUUGUCAACCUCAACGCUGACCCCGCCCUCAACGAACUGCUGGUCUACUACCUAAAGGAGCACACGCGUGUGGGCUCUGCUGACUCUCAGGAUAUCCAGCUGUGUGGUAUGGCCAUCCACCCUGAGCACUGUGUCAUCAAUAUCACUGCUGAGACUGGAGUGGUGCUCACACCACACCGCACCGCACGUACGUGUGUGAAUGGCUCUUCAGUCACCAACCCAGUCCAGCUUCACCAUGGAGACCGCAUCCUGUGGGGAAAUAACCACUUCUUCAGGAUCAACCUGCCCAGACACCUGGCCCAUGCGGGGGGUGAGGAUGAGGAGGGUGGUGUGAUGAAGAGUUGCCUCAGUACUGACCAGUUGGAGGUGGACUUUGAUACGGCCAGUGACGUCUCCAGCGAGGUCAGCUUCGGAUACGAUUUCGCCCAGACAGAGGUCAUGAUGAAAGGCAUGGGCAACAACGACCCCAUGCAGUCUGUCCUCCAGACGUUGGAGCGACAGCACGAGGAGGAGAAGAGGACGGCUCUGGAGCGCCAGAGACAGAUGUACGAGCAGGAGCUGCAGCAGCUGAGGAAGCGGCUCCCUUCUGCAGAGAAACACACCUUGCUGCUGCAGGGCCCUGGGCAUGCAGGCCUGGAGCCAGCCGGACCCUCAGCAGCAUCGCUCGCAUCAUCACCCUGCGUCCAGACACGCAUGCGCCGCUGGAGUGAGGACAGAGAGGCCAUGAUGACUCGUAGCCUGCGUAGACUGAGGGAACAGAUCGUCAGAGCUAACCUGCUGGUGCAGGAGGCUGGCUUCAUAGCUGAGGAACUCAACAAGAGGACGGACUACCUGGUCACACUGCAAAUACCUGCUGCUAACCUCAAUGCCAACAGAAAGCGUGACGCUGUGCUGAGUGAGCCCGCGGUGGAGGUGAGGCGUAAGGGGAAAGGGAAACAGAUCUGGGCUCUGGAGAAGAUGGAGAACAGACUGGUGGACAUGAGAGAACUGUACCAGGAGUGGAAAGACCAUGACGAAGACAACCCUGUGAUGCGUUCUUACUUCAAGCGUGCCGACCCGUUCUUUGACGAGCAGGAGAACCACAGUCUGAUUGGAGUGGCCAAUGUGUUUCUGGCCUGUCUCUUCUACGACGUCAAGCUGCAGUACGCUGUACCUAUCAUCAACCAGAAGGGAGAGGUGGCAGGACGUCUCCAUGUAGAGGUGUGGCGGGGGAGCGAGGGGCUGGAGGAGACCACUGCAGAUGGAGAGACCCGCAAAAUGGAGUGUGUGGUGAGGAUCCUGCAGGCUACAGGUCUUCCCCGUCACCUGGGUAACUUUGUGUUCUGCCAGUACCACUUCUGGGGGCAGGACGAGCCUGUUUUCAUCGCCCCGGAGAUGGAGCCCUCACCUCCAUCAGCCACCAGCAAAGAGCCCCUCUGCACCGUGCUGUUCGACAGUAGCAAGGAGAUGGAGGUGUGUGUGUCCGAGGAGUUUGUGGAGUUUGUGGCGGAGGGGGCAGUGGCCAUCGAGGUGUUCGGACAUAAACAAGUCAACCACCGCAGGAACCUGGCUCUCUGGGACCUGGGGGUCAUUCAGGCCAAGACACGAACCCUCAGAGAGAGGUGGAGUGAGGUGACUCGUAGAUUAGAGCUGUGGGUUCAGGUGUUGGAGCUGAAUGAAGCAGGAGAGUUCACCCCUGUAGAGGUCCUACCACCCAAGGACGUAGGCACUGGUGGCAUCUUCCAACUCAGACAGGGCCAGUCUCUAACCUGGACCCUGUCUCCCCCUCCCCAGGGCCAGUCUCGUCGUGUUCAGGUGGAGGUCCGGUCCGUACAGGACUCGGGCACCAUGCCUCUCAUCUCCACAAAGGUCCUCUAUGUUUCCAUCGGCAACGUGGAGGUUCGGCAGGCCCGCCCUUCGGAUGAGGACAUGGACAGCUAUCAGGAAGUUGAUCUGGAGAGGUUGAGGGACCAGUGGCUGACCACCCUCACUACAAGACAAGAGUACCUGGACCAGCACCUGCAGAAGAUGGUCCAAAAGCCCGAUAAGUCGGAGGAUGACGUGGAGAGGGAGGCCCAGCUGUUAGAAUGUCGCCUGACCCUGACAGAGGAACGUAACGCCGUCCUGGUACCUUCGACUGGUAGCGGGAUCCCUGGAGCCCCCGCAGAGAGAGUUCCUGUUCCUGGGAUGGAGACUCACAUUCCUGUCCUCUUCCUGGACCUUAGUGCUGAUGAUUUCCAGGACAACCUGUCUGCUCCUCUGGCUGGAGGUCUAGACGCCAUGCUGAACCAGGAGGAUGAGGAUGAGUUCUUCGACCUGCACAUCGUCAAACAUUCCGAUGGAGAGGUUGGAGCGGAGGCGUCGUGGGACUCUACGGUACAUGACUGUCCCCAGUUGAGUCGCGGUGUGUCGGCUGACCUCCGAGUGUACCUGACAGUCAGGGUCGUAGUUCAGCUCUCACACCCUGCUAACAUGCAGCUGGUCCUCAGAAAACGCAUCUGUGUCAACCUAGCCGGACGACAGGGUUGGGGUCAGAGUCUGAUGAAGAGGAUGUCUCAUCGCAGCACCAUCCCUGGCUGUGGAGUCACCUUUGAGAUCGUCUCCAACAUACCUGGGGAUGUCCAGGGUCCAGAGGACAGAGAGAUGCUGGCCAGACUAGCAGCCAGUGUGGAUGUUCAGGAUGUCCAGUCAGCGGACAGUGAGGCUGCCAUAGAGAAGUACCUCCGCAGUGUCCUGGCUGUGGAGAAUAUACUCACCCUGGACCGACUACGACAGGAAGUUGCCGUGAAGGAGCGGUUGUCUGUCAAGACCAAGUCUCCCAGACGUGCUCUCAGCUCUCCUAAUGUGAACCGGCUGUCAGGAUCCUGGAGCAGACAGGACCUGUCCUCCAACCACAGGCUACAUGACAACAAGGGCUGGUCCGAGAGUCACCAGGACCUGUCAGUUGUUCCUCCCCCGUCCCACUCCAGACGUACCGUCCCUAGCUCCGCUCUACCUCUGGCCCAGAACAUCCUCCCUGACACUGGCCUCUCACUGCGUGCUCGUGCUACCUAUUAUUUCUCCCCAGUCAAGGCUCUGGUCCCUCCUGUCCCCAAACUGCUCAAGUCCCUGUUCUCCGCCAGGGAGGAGAAGAGAGACCUGUCUCCUGUCCCCCAGCAGCCUGUUCCUCAGAGCUUGCCUUUCAUCAUAGUGCAGUCACCAAGUGUUGAAGAGGACUUGGAUACCACACUUGGUCGUCACCUGAAAAAUAUGAAGAAAAUAAUGCAGGUUCCCAUUGGGGAAAUCAUCCCCCCAGAGAGCCAAUCAGAGGCCCCAAAAACCAUGCCCCUCCCACCACCCAUCAUCCCUGAGAUGGAAGACCCCGUCCCCAGCCCGGUCAGCGAGGCGUCUACCAGCGUCUCCACGGCAACCCUGUCAGAGCCCUACCUGAUUGGUGGGGACGUCACUCCGUCAGCCAAUCUCAGGCCAGAUGGCUUUGAGGCGAUGCACAGGUCGUUCGAGGCAGGCAUCGGUCGGGAUCUUCAUCAUGACUGUAACAUGGCCGACCAGGAGGAAGAGGAGGAGACUCGUCAGAUACCUCAGGCCACUGCUACUGACCUGGAGGCUUCAGAGACAGACAGGACUGACACUAGCACACCCCAGGCAGACAGGACUGACACUAGCACACCCCAGGCAGACAGGACUGACACUAGCACACCCCAGGCAGACAGGACUGACACUAGCACACCCCAGGCAGACAGGACUGAUAAACUCAGAGCAGAAUCUCCUCUCCCAUUGGAACCACAUGGCACCUCAGUAGAACCUGAAGACAUGACUCCAUCAAAGUCACUGACACAGUCCAUGCCAGACAAGUCUACACAAGUCCACUACAGACUACUACCGUCUGUAGUAUCAAACCAGUCAGAACAAUCAGUCCAGUCAGAGUCACUGACACAGUCCACACCAGAUAAAUCUACACAUGAACUGUCUAUAGUGUCACAUCAGUCUGAACCACCAGUCCACGUAGAAGAACCAAUGGAGUCCGAGAUACCUCACGAACAACCAGAGACGGAGGUAGUAUUGUCAUUAUCACGGGGCCAGACAGAGCAACAUGUCGGUGAGUCUGUAACGGAUCUUCCAGAAUCAGAACUGUCUGUAUCAGAACAGUCUGCAUUUGAUCAACCAGAACCACCGGUAGAAUCAGCACCAGGUCUAAAAGAGUCUUCACCACUGGACCAGUCUCCACCAGCACCAGCCCUGCCACAAGAAUCAGAUCAAGCAGCCACAGAACAGACAGGACUGGGUGAAUCAGCUGGUUCAGAACCAGUACUAGGCCAAACAGAUCAACCAGUAGAAGCAGGUCCAGACCAGUCCCAGCCUCCAUCAGAGCUACCAGAAGAACAAGACCAGCGGGCACCUCUAGACCAGCGGGCACCUCUAGACCAGCGGGCACCGGCAGCCCAAUCUGAACCUGCACCUACCCCUGUUGAACCUCCAGUUGAUGAGCCUGCAUCUAGCCAGCAAGCCAAAGCACCAGCCCCAAUCCCAGCUCCAGCACCAGCCCAAGCUGUAGCUCUGGUCACUACACCUGCCCAUCCAGCUCUGACCUCAACACCAACCCCUGUCCCAGUCCCUACACCUGCCCAUCCAGCUCUGACCUCAACACCAACCCCUGUCCCAGCCAAAGCCCCUCUUCUAACCCUAAACCCUGUCCUAGCACUAGUCGUCAAAACUCCCACUUCCAGAAGCACAUCAGCCAACGCAUUCAAGAUCCAGAGAGUAAAGACAUCCGACCUGAAGUCCUUCCAACCAAUCUUAGUUGAGGAUGAAUCCCAGGCAGGGGCAGAAGGAGUGGGGGCCAGGAGUCUGGGUGAUGACCUGUAUGUUCCUCUGGAGAGACUGGAGAUCCUGUCCGACUCAGAUGAAGGAGCCACUGACGUAGCCACAGCCGUGCCUGACUGGCUGAAGGAGGGGGAGUUUGUGACUGUAGGAACUAAUAAAAGUGGUACGGUGAGCUACGUGGGACCUACAGACUUUGCAGAGGGAACCUGGGUUGGAGUGGAGCUGGAUUUACCUGCAGGGAAAAACGACGGGUCCGUGGGUGGAAAGCACUACUUCCACUGUAACCCUGGUUACGGGGUGUUGGUGCGUCCUGAUAGGGUGAGCCGUGGAGGAGUCGGGGGCGGGGCUAAGCAGAAGCGGCGACAGCAGCAGAAGCGGCGUAGUGCUAACCUAUCCGGGUCCAGCCCUAACCUGGCUGCCCUCACUGCCCUAGCCAAGGGAGAUGGGGCUGGGGCCAGUCGCAAGGGACAAAACCGAAAGUCCUGGAACAGCUGAGAGGAGAGAGUAGCAGGGUUGGGGUCAAUUCCAUUUCAAUUCCGGAAGAAAACUGACAUUUUCAAUGCUUCUCUAUGAGAGACAUGAACUGAAUUGAAAUGGCAUUGAGCCCAACCCUGAUGGAUAAUCCUCUCUAUAUAGAGUUCCAUAGGUGAGAAUUAACCAUAGGGAGAAGCGAGAUCUACGUACACUGAACAAAAAUAUAAACGCAACAAUUUCAAAGAUGUUUACACUUCUUAUAAUGAAAUCAGUCAAUUGAAGUUAAUUCAUUAGGUUCUUAAUCUAUGGAUUUCACAUGACUGGGAAUACAGAUAUGCGUCUGUUGGUCACGGAAAUGUUAUUGGAGGCUUAUGGUAGAGAAAUAAACAUUCAGUUAUCUGGCAACAGCUCUGGUGGACAUUCCUGCUGUCAGCAUGCCAAUUGCAUACUCCCUCAAAACAUCUGUGGCAUUGUGUUGUGUGACAAAACUGCACAUUUUAGAGUGGCCUUUUAUUGUCCCCAGCACAAGGUGCACCUGUGUCAUGAUCAUGCUGUUUAAUCAGCUUCUUGAUAUGCCACACCUGUCAGGUGGAUGGAUUAUCUUGGCAAAGGAGAAAUGCUCACUAACAGGGAUGUAAACAAAUUUGUGCACAAAAUUUCAGUGACAAUUCAGGGUUCUUUUUAUUUCAGCUCAUGAAACAUGGGACCGACACUUUACAUGUUGAGUUUAUAUUUUUGUUCAGUGCAGAAGUUCUGUCUCACUAUUGCUGUACAAAAGGUACCAGGGUCGGGUUCAAUUCAGUCAAUUCAGGAAGGACACUGAAAUUCCAAUUCCAAAUUGGAAUUUCAGUUUACUUCCGGAAAUUGAACUGGAAUUGAUCCCAACCCUGGUCGGUAGAGGUGCAGCUGAAAACCACAGGAACAUUUCAAGAGAUGUACAUCUUGCUCAUUUUUAAAAGUCCAGCCAUCGAUGGACAGAUAGAGGAGAGGCCCAGUUUAUGAUGCUGCAUCAAUGUACAAGUCCAUGUAUCCAGGCUUUUAUACUGUUAUUUCAUAUAAUCUGAAUGUAUUUUUUGUUGUUACCAGUCCUGAGUGCCUUUCAUAGUCAGAUAGGGACUCUCAAGUUCUCAUUAAAAUAACUAAUGUGGUUUAAGUAAUGUCAUUACAUGUCCUUCUGAAGCUUUGUUCACACUGCAGCUCUUAAUGCGCAAAUCAAUAAUGACUGCAUUGUCUUACGUCAGAUCUCGUCACUGCUACGCUCGUCCCUCAAUCUCAGUGCACACACCCGUCGUGCUAUACAAAUGUCUCAAAUCGGAUGUGUGUUUUCAGACUGUAGUCAUUGGCUGACAUGACUGCGCUGGUUGUCAAGGUAAUGGCAGGCGUGUGUGCGGUGCUGUAAGCUGAUUGGUGGUGGUGCUUGUGUUUCCUCUCACUCAGAAAGCUGUUGUGCAGCAAGCUAAGUUGACUGACAACAAUGCCUGCUAUGUAAGUCUCCCAGUUGCUUUGCAUGUUCAAAAUCAUAGCGUGAGAACACUUAUAAAGCCUCAAAGGAUAAAAUAAUCCAACUUUAAAAAUGAGUCAUUUUUGUCUGGCCACAGCAGUCAACUAGCUAGCUGUUUUAGUUUGCUAGCACAUACACUAAUUUGUUUGUAAACAAUUAACAAGCUACUUAGCUACCACAAGUUGUUGUUGAAACUGUCAACAGAGUAGCAAGCAACAAGAUGUGCCAAAUAAGUUUUUUAAAAAACACUUGAAGGAAAAUAAAUCAGAUUUGACAGUUCAGACAGUAGUCAUUGCCAGGAAUCUCAAAAUAUCUGAUUCCAUGUGCUUUUUGGGUGUUCUGAUUGCAGAAAAAACAAAAAAAAGAUUUAAAAUCGGAUAUGCCUAAAAAAAAAAAAGGGGAUUUGAGUCACUUCAAACUGCUAGUGUGAACAAGGCUUUAGUGGGUCUCAUUGUGUUGGAGAAUAGGGAUGAACUCCCAAAUACGUGAUGCCCAAUGGGUUGCUCUAACUAACAAUUGGUGCACCACCCAGUGGGGAAUACGUGUAUUGACAUUACCACAAAUGAUCUGCCUUAUUUUAUUAACUAUGUUGGUAGAACAGUAUGGCCCUUUUUUUCUGAUUUUCUGUUUUUUUUCUAAGAGGAAAUAUACUGUAUACUUGAACUUCUGAACAAGUUUGCACUCUGUCCAUUUUGUAAUAAUACUACUGAAACUUUGCUAGGUUUUAUCAUUCCGUGUAUCAUCUGUUCGAUCAAGUGUGAUUUGGGGAUAAUAUUGUGGAGGGGUAGAAUGCAGACCUGGGAGAAUCAGAAUGAAGCAAAUGGAUGAUGAGCUCUACAAUGGUUGAGACGUUUGACACUGGGCUUGUUUUUAAUUUAUACGUUUCAAAAUGUUUUUAUACUUGUGGUAUUCAAUCUGAUCUGACUAUGAAUGUUUUAAGACGGACAAUUAAAAAUAUAUAUAAUGGAGGAAGA